Recurvomyces mirabilis is the source of this 1173-nucleotide messenger RNA. RefSeq lists its product as uncharacterized. Lineage: Eukaryota; Fungi; Ascomycota; Dothideomycetes; Mycosphaerellales; Teratosphaeriaceae. The record is from RefSeq and is a predicted model, not a curated record. The transcript has 2 exons. Gene Ontology annotation, biological process: rRNA methylation. Gene Ontology annotation, cellular component: mitochondrial large ribosomal subunit. Gene Ontology annotation, molecular function: RNA methyltransferase activity. Bases 1 to 1173 code for a protein of 390 amino acids.
AUGACCAAGACAAAACGGGCCGUCGCAACUCCCAUUGAACAGCCAUUUCACAAGCACUUCGUAGCCAUCUACGGCGAAGAGCGAUGGUGGAAAGCACUAUAUCCUGCUCUAGCCGAGUCUACAAGGUAUGCUGCUGUAGUGAACCGCUACGCGACAACUAGUGAUACCUGGAAAGCGACUCAUGGCCCGCCUCUCCCUCCUAAUACUGAAGGCGACGAUAGCGGAGCGUUGAAGAAUAAUACAGCGUUUCAUGCAAUGACAUUCCCCAGCCUAUCUGAUGCAGCAGAUCCUGAGCAUUAUCUGCAGUGCUUCACAAGGCCGUUAGCACCAAGCGGUCUCUCCAACGAAGCUACCGUGUCCGUAUCGACAUCGACCGACUUUCCACAACCAACUGUGGUCUCUUCUCUGAAUGGACGUCUAAUUUCCCAUUGGAACCUCGACGGUGCAUCCGCACUCGUCGCCCAUCUGCUCGACGUGAGAUCUGGCGACAGCGUACUCGAUCUCUGUGCAGCACCAGGAGGCAAAUCCAUCACCUUGGCUCAAAACAUCUGGCCUUCCCUGCACAUCGACACCUCAAUCACAUCAGCCGCAAGACCUGGAAGACUAGUCUCCAACGAAGUGGACGGUAGACGACAUAAGCGCCUCGCUGAGAAUCUGAAAGCCUACCUCCCAGCCGAUCUGCUCAAAACAGGCAGAAUCACAACCACGAGCAUCGACGCAACACAAUCGGGUCCUGCUCUCAACGCACUGAUGUCUGGCGGCGACUUCGAUAAAGUCCUGGUCGACGCACCUUGCUCAUCGGAACGACAUAUCAUUCAUACCAGCGCCAAAACAGCUUCUGGUAAGAUGGCUUCAGAAAUGUCGAGUUGGCGAACCGGAACUUCCAAGCGUUUGGCUACGACACAAGCCGAUCUGCUCAUGACUGCGCUCAGAGCUGUGAAGGUUGGAGGGCAGGUGAUGUAUGCUACUUGCUCUCUCGAGCCGAUGGAGAAUGAUAGUGUGGUUGAGAAGAUGCUGCAAUUGGUGGAGAAGGAGGACGUGGGCAGAGCCGACGAAAUAUGGAUGGAUCGUGUUGCCGGAUCGGCCUGGUGGUGGACGAUGGGGUCCGCUGUUCUUCUGUCGGAUGACGAAGUCGCCAAGAACCUGACCAUGGAUCAGGGUGACAUGGAAUAG